This is a messenger RNA of Caenorhabditis briggsae, 417 nucleotides long. The transcript is spliced from 5 exons. The coding region runs from base 1 to 417 and encodes 138 amino acids. NCBI's taxonomy places the organism in Eukaryota, Metazoa, Nematoda, Chromadorea, Rhabditida, Rhabditidae. The record is from RefSeq and is a predicted model, not a curated record.
AUGUAUUUCAAUAUUCUGCUCGUCAUGAGUGAUCAAUUGAUGAAUAACCUUUCGAUGUUCUCGAACUUCAUUUCCUGUGUCGUCCACACCGACUGUACUGUUCUUGGAUUCAAGCUCUUGUGUCUCCAACUUCACGAGACAUCAGGUUCCGGCUUCAGAUUCAUAGAAUCUUCAAUUUCGAUUGUCUUCGAGACUUCUCUUCGUUCGACCGGCUCCCAGGAUUUGCAGAUCGCUGUGCUGAAAGUGAUCGAAUUCGUCGUCGCUGAUUUCUGUUGUUGUAGAUUCUUCGAGCAAUCUUCGAGGAAUCGUCUUCUUGAAAGUCGCAGAAGCGCUCUUCGUGUUCUUCUAUCCAUUGUCCAGCUCGUCGUCGUUGCUUCGUUUGGAUUCGAAGUAAGAAUUUUUUUAGUCUCCAUGUAG